AUGGGUUACGGACCACCUCGUUCAGGAAAAACGGCUCUCACCAAAUAUUGGUGUAAAAAUUUUUACUGGCAAUAUAUAAAUGUAGCUGAUAUGAUUCGAGAAUAUACUUCACCACCUAUGUUAAAAGACGAAGUUUUGGAGAAUAUUCGAACCAAAAGUGGUUUUGAUAUUUUUUAUAUAAAUGAAUAUAAGCAAGAUAUUAUUGAUUUGAUACGAAAUGAAAUAUUAUCGAAAUUAAAUGAUAAAUUGUCCAUACCAGGAUUUAUUAUUGAUGGUUUUCCGCCAAAUAGUAAAAAAGCAGAAGAAUUUGAGAAAAAUAUUGGAUCUGUGAGUAUCGUUAUUCAUUUAUAUCUAACAUUAAACGAUGUCAUUCAACGUUUUCGUGAAUAUAUAACAAAAGAUAAUAUGCAACAAUCCGUUAAUUUACAAACACUUUUACAACGAUUAGAAACCUAUAUGGAUGAAGAAAAAACAGUAUCCAGUUAUUUUCUUCAAAAAGGCAAAUUAAAUGAGUUUGAUGCAACGAUGAAUUUUAACUCAUUAACAAGUGAAAUAUUUGAUACAUAUCAAAGACAUUUUUUAGAUACAGAACAUCGAAAAGAUUAUAACCAACCAAAAUCAUUGUCAGUGGAUUUAGAAAAAUAUUCUGCCGAAUGCCUCAUCUAUGUUUACAAUGUACUCGAUAGUUUAAAUAAACAGUAUACAUUAAAUAUGAAUUAUAAGUCAGAUUGUCUAGAUUGUACGAAAAAUCUAAUUAAUAAUCGACUGGAAGCAUUCAAUUAUACAACAAACGAUUCACUACGUUAUAUACGAGAAAAUUUUAGAUUAGAAACUAUGUCUUGCGGACGUCAUAGACGUGCUGUUUCUUCAAUAUUAAAUUCUCAAUUACGUAAUCGUCAUGAUGUAAAUUCUACAACGAAUGGAACAAAAACGAGUCGUCAUUCAAAAUCGAAUGCAAAAAAGACUAAACAAUCACAAUUAUCUAAAAAUAUAUCAGAGGAAGCUACCACUCAUUUCGAAAAAUUUAGAAUCCUCGAUGAGAACGGUAUUAAUUUUACACCGCGACCACUUCAUGACUAUGUUCGUGUUAAAGUUCGACUAACUGAUAAAGUACCGAUAACAUUAGACCAUCAACAAGAAUCUAUACUAAGAUCACAAGAAAGAACUGGACAAUUUUCACAAUCAACGCAGAUGACAGCUGGACUAUUUUCUGUCGGCACAUUCAUUUUCAAAAGUGAUGAUAUAAGAGAUGGAAUAAAUCAAUCCUAUACAAUCAAUCAACUAGCAGAAAAAAAUACUGAUGGAGAAGAUACUGCACGGUUUCUGCCAGGUGUAAGUUUAAACUGGAUUGAGCCGACACUUGAAAUAAUUCAAUUAUUAGAGACUGAAACGAUAUUUAUACUAAAUUUGGUAAGCCAUGUUGUCUUGAAAGAUGAUGAAAUUGAUUAUAAUACAGUAUUAGAACGAAAUCACAUUUAUAAUGAGUUUUGUAAAAACCGACACGGAAAUGAUUUAUACAUUGAACGAGGAAUGCAGACGUUCAAUAAUCUUCCAAAACAUGAAGCAAUACAAACAGAUUCAGUUUACGUAAAGUCGGAGAGUGUGUGGGCUACGACAUGGGACAUGGCUGAUUCACUUCUAGAAGCAGAACAAUAUGAAGGAAAAGUCUAUUCACAAAUUGGUGAUAAAAAGCGUGCAGAGAAAAUUCUACGUUAUGUCGAUCAACACGGUGAAGUGUCAUCGUUACAGCAAAAGUUGCUUUUUAAUUCGACAGCCACAUCACCGUCAUCGAACAUCUCAUUUUUUAAGCUUCCACCGAUUGAUGUCGAUGCUUUCAUUAUGGAACGAAUAUUGAAUACUGGAGCAUAUCAACAUAAACAAGCUAUCUAUCGUGGUCUAGAAACAUCUAUGACUAAACAAGAGAGUAAAGAUACAUCUUCUUUCAAUGUACUCGAUGUCAAAAAGGGCUCAUCACUAGGUGUCCGCAUGAACGACAGUCAAAUGAUGAGCCCGCAAAGAUUGACAGUGAAUCAUUUGAGCUUAGAAUGCUUAUGGUCCUAUACCACUUAUUUAACUUACGGAAGAAAUUUUCCUGAACGUUAUUAUGAAACAGAAGCGUCAGUAUCAGCCAUUGCAUUUUCUAUAAAACAUCCAAAUCUUUUAGCGGCGAGGAAUAUCGUCGUGUUUGAUGUACAUAACAAUAAUACUAGUCCUAUUAUCGAUAUAAGUGAAUAUGAUAAAAAACACACGAAUCCUGUGUGGCAACUAUCAUGGACCGACCGUCCACACAGGGGACAAUUAACGGAAACACAAACUCUUGAAGUGCUUGUCUCUAUCUCAGCCGAUGGUCGUGUUACACAGUGGACUCUACGGAAAGGACUUGAAUCAAGUGAUUAUAUGCGCCUUAAACGCUACAAUGUUUCUCAAGCAUUAUGCCACACAUUGAGAAAAAAGGAUGGUACCUAUGCUGAAGGCUUAUUUUCGCGAUAUGUAGGAGGUUUAUGUUUCGAUACUCGACCGGAUGAGAAAAGUAUUUAUCUUUGUGGAACAGAAGAAGGGCUAAUACAUCGUUGUUCAACAGUCUAUAAUGAACAAUAUUUGGAAUCUUAUGUGGGACAUUUAGGUCCCGUUUACAAAGUAAGAUGGUCCCCAUUUGUGAAAAAUGUUUUCCUCUCGGCCAGUGGUGACAUGACCGUAAAAUUAUGGCUAAUAGAAAGAACAACACCAUGUUUAACAUUUUCAUCAAGCACGUGUAUUGUGGUUGGUACUAGUGAUGGUGGAGUUUGGGUUUAUCAUCUAGAGAACUUGCCAGUACCAACAGUGGCACACGAGCUGACAUAUAUUAUUGAACAAAGUUUAAUUAGUCGAUUAGAAUCCGUCCAGGCUGAUGAAUAUGCAAAGUCAAUUAGAGACGGAUCACUCAUAAACUAUUCAAAUGAAAGUAGACACUCAUAA
Molecule: messenger RNA, 2955 nt
Organism: Didymodactylos carnosus
Lineage: Eukaryota; Metazoa; Rotifera; Eurotatoria; Philodinida; Philodinidae
Source: the annotation of a GenBank genome assembly